Molecule: messenger RNA, 5091 nt
Organism: Closterium sp. Naga37s-1
Lineage: Eukaryota; Viridiplantae; Streptophyta; Zygnematophyceae; Desmidiales; Closteriaceae
Source: the annotation of a GenBank genome assembly
AUGGCCUCGCGGGACGAUGUAGCGGGCCUCGCAACGGGCAUCGGCGCGGCCGUCAUCGCGCGCAAAUCCCUGACAACGGGCAUCGGCGUGAUUUUAGGACUUGUGAAUCGACAAAACGGCGCGCCGCCUCUAUGCUGCUACGCGCGGCGGCUUCCGCCUCGGCUGGCGCAGCGGAAUAGAGCGAAGGUUCCGCUGGUUCCGCCCGUUUUGCCCGUUCCGCUGGUUCAGCCCGUUCUACCUGUUCCCGCGCGGGGGAAUGGCGCGGAGGCUGCGGGUGAAGGCGCGCGGGCGGAAGGGGUUCCGCAAGUCGGGGAAGCGGCGGGCCAAGAUGCGCAGAGGGAAGCGGGGAAAAUUGGGCAGGGGGAAGGGGAAAAGGGAAGGGAGGUGGCGGAAGCGGGGGGGAUAUGGUGUGGUGGGACAGAGAGAGGAAUGAUGGGUGGGGGUGGGGAAGGUCGCAUGGGGGAUGGCGGGAUGGGGUUUUGCGGGUCAGAGGGAGGAAUGGCUUGGGCUAAAGGGUUCCAUGCUGGGAGAAAAGAGGUGGGGGAGGGGGAAGAGGUGGGGGAGGGGGGAAAGGUGGGGGAGGGGGGAGAGGCUGAUCUAAGAGGGCUGGAGGGGGGAGAUGUAGGGGGGAUGGAGGGGGGAGGUGCAGGGGGGGUGGAGGGAGAUGAGGAUGAGGAGGUUGUUGAGGUGGAGUGGGUAGGGGAUCCUGUGGGGGGGGGGGUGUGGAAGAGGGUAGGGGAGCGUGUGGAAAAGGGUGUGUGGGAGACGGCAGGGGAGGGUGUGGGGGAGUGUGAAGGGAGACAGGAUGAGGAGGAGGAGGAGGAGGAGGAGGAGGAGGAGGAGGAGGAGGAGGAGGAGGAGGAGGAGGAGGAGGAGGAGGAGGAGGAAGAGGAGGAGGAAGAGGAUGAGGAAGAGGAGGAUGAUGAUGUUCAGGAGGUGAUGAUGGUUGAUAACAGAGGAUGCGGUGAUGUUCCCUUUCCUCUUCCACCUCCCUCAUUCCUCUUCAUUCCUUCAAAUCCCUCUUCCUCCAAUUUCGCUCCUCCACUUUCCCUCCUCUCACUCCCUCGUCCUCUUCCCCUUCCCUCGUUUAUCCUCAUUCAUGCCUCAUCCGCAUUGCUCUCACACCUUCUCCCCUCCCCCCUCCACUCCCCACGGAACCACCAGUACUCAUGCCCUCAUCCCCGCUGCUCUCGAUCCUUCAAGCAUCGAGCCGACAUGAUGCGGCAUGCACGGUGGCAGUGCAGGGAGGGAGGGAGUGGCGACAUGAUGCGGUACGCACGGUGGCAGUGCAGUGAAGGAGGGAGUGGGGACAUGAUGCGGUACGCAUGGUUGCGGAAUUGCAGGGAGGGAGGGAGUGGGCAGGGGGUAAGCAGUGCGGAUGGGGGGAAGAAGGGGAAGAGGGCGCAUGGAGGGGAGGUGGGGAGGCAUGAAGGCGAGGAGGAGGGUGAGUUUGUGAGUGGGGAAGAGGAAAGAAGGGGGGAGGAGAGAUGUGAGGAAGGAGAGACGGAGGAGGAGAGGGGUGAAGGGCGAAGGAGCGGUUGGGAAAGGAGGGAAGAGGAGAGGGAAGGAGAGAGAAGGACGGCGGAGGAGAGGAGAGAAGAGGGAAGGAGGGAGGAGAAAAGGGACGAGGAGAAAAGCAUGGGGGCGGAGGAAAGGAGGGGGGAAGAGAGGGGAGGAGAGUGGAGGGAGGAGAAGAGGGACGACGAGGAAAGGAGGGUGGAGGAGGAAAUCUGGGGGCUGGAAAGGAGCGGAGAGGCUCCCAGGGAGGACAGGGGACGUGGAGGGGAGGAAGAAGAAACUUUUGUGAGUGGAGAAGAGGGAAGAAGAGGGGAGCAGAGGGGAGAAGAGGGCAGGAGAGGGGAGCAGAGGGAAGAGGAGGGAAGGGACGAAGAGGCUCCCAGGGAGGAAGGGGGGCAUAGAGGGGAGAAGGAAAAAGCUUUUGAGAGUGGAGAAGAGGGAAGGAGGGGGGAGGAGAGGGAAGAGGAGGGACGGAAGGGGGAGGAGAGGGAAGAGGAGGGACGGAAGGGGGAGGAGAGGGAAGAGGAGGGAAGGGACAAAGAGGCUCGCAGUGAGGAAGAGGGGCAGAGAGGGGAGGAGAAGGCAUGUGCUGUGAGGGGGGAAGAGGGAAGGAUGGGGAGGGUGAGGGAUGACGACGGAAGGAGGGUGAAAGAGGGGCAUGGACGGGAGGAGAAGGCGUGUGUUGUGAGGGGGGAAGAGGGAAGGAUAAGGGAGGUGAGGGAUGAAGAGAGGAGGGAGGAAGGGAGGAGCGAAGAGGUUCUUAUGGAGGAAGGGUGGUGUGCAGGCGAGAAGGAAGCGUGUGGAUUGAGGGGCGAAGAGGGAAGGCGGGGGAAGGAAUGGGAUGAAGAGAUGAGGGAGGAAGGGAGGAACGAAGAGGUUUUUAGGGAGGAGGGGAGGUGUGCAGGUGAGAAGGAAGCGUGUGAAUUGAGGGGCGAAGAGGGAAGGCGGGGGGAGGAAUGGGAUGAAGAGAGGUGGAGGGAGGAAGGGAGGAGCAAAGAGGUUUUUAGGGAGGAGGGGAGGCAUACAGGCGAUAAGGAAGCGAGUGAUGUGAGUGGGGAGAAGAGGGAUGAGGAGGGAAGGAGAGGGGAGACGAGGGAUGAGGAGGGAAGGAGAGGGGAGACGAGGGAUGAGGAGGGAAGGAGAGGGGAGACGAGGGAUGAGGAGGGAAGGAGAGGGGAGACGAGGGAUGAGGAGGGAAGGAGAGGGGAGACGAGGGAUGAGGAGGGAAGGAGAGGGGAGACGAGGGAUGAAGAGGAGGGAAGGAGAGGGGAGACGAGGGAUGAAGAGGAGGGAAGGAGAGGGGAGACGAGGGAUGAAGAGGAGGGAAGGAGAGGGGAGAAGAGGGAUGAAGAGGAGGGAAGGAGAGGGGAGAAGAGGGAUGAAGAGGAGGGAAGGAGAGGGGAGAAGAGGGAUGAAGAGGAGGGACCCCAUACCCUUCCUUCCAGGGAAGGCAGCACGGGAAGGGCAGGGGAGCAGCUUCAAGGGGAGUGCAGUGCGGUUGGAGAAGGGAGCGGGGAAGAGGAAGGAGGAACUCAAUGCCUUUCUGGAAAAGAGGGCAACAUGGAAAGGGCAGCGGUGCUGCUUGAAGGGGAGUGCAGCGUGGGAGGGGCAGUGAGGCAGAGGCAAGGGGAGUGCAGCACGGUCGGAAGAGGGUGGAGGGAAGAGGAAGGAGCAGCGCAAUUUGUUUUUGAAAAUGAGGGCACCGCGGGAAACGCAGUGGUGCAGAUUCAAGAAGAGGGCAACGAUGGUGGAGGAGGGAGGGGGACAGAGCAGGGAGCAGCAGAGCAGGCAGCAGCAACUCAAUCCCUGUCAGAGAGCAGAGGAGCAAAGGAGGGAGCAGAAGAGGGAGAAGAGGAGGGAGCAGAGGGGGGAGCGGAGGUGGGAGCACAGAUGGGAGAAGAGGAGGGAGAAGAGGAGGGAGCAGAGGAGGGAGAAAAGGAGGGAGGAGAGGAGGGAGCGGUGGAGGGAUCAGAGGAGGGAGCAGAGGAGGGAGAAGAGGUGGAAGCAGAUGAGGGAGCAGAGGAGGGAGAAGAGGAGGGAGCGGAGGAGGGAGCAGAGGAGGGAAAAGAGGAGGGAGCAAAAGAGGGAGCAGAGGAGGGAGCAAAGGAGGGAACAGAGGAGGGAACAGAGGAAGGAGCAGGGGAAGGAACAGAGGAGGGAGAAGAGGAGGAAGCAGAGGAGGGAGCAGAGGAGGGAGCAGAGGUGGGAGCACAGGUGGGAGAAGAGGAGGGAGCAGAAGUGAAAGGAGAGGGGGAAGCAGAUAAGGGAGCAGAGGAGGGAGAAGAGGAGGGAGCAGAGGUGGGAGCAGAAGAGGGAGCAGAGGAAGGAAAAGAGGAGGGAGCAGAGGAGGGAAAAGAGGAGGGAGCAGAGGAAGGAGCAGAGAAAGGAGCAGAGGAGGGAACAGAGGAGGGAGCAGGAGAGGGAGCAGAGGAGGGAGCAGAGGAGGGAGCAGAGGAGGGAGAAGAGGAGGGAGGAGAGGAGGGAGCGGAGGAGGGAGCAGAGGAGGGAGCAGAGGAGGGAGAAGAGGUGGGAGCAGAGGAGGGAGCAGGGGUGAAGGCAGAGGAGGGAGAAGAGGAGGGAGCGGAGGAGGGAGCAGAGGAGGGAAAAGAGGAGGGAGCAAAGGAGGGAGCAGGGGAGGGAACAGAGGAAGGAGCAGGGGAAGGAACAGAGGAGGGAGCAGAGGAGGGAGCAGAGGAGGGAGCAGAGGAGGGAGCAGAGGAGGGAGCAGAGGUGGGAGAAGAGGCGGGAGUAGAGGUGGGAGCAGAUGUGGCAGCAGAGAAGGGAGAAGAGGAGGGAGCAGAGGAGGGAGAAGAUGACGGAGCAGAAUGGGGAGGAGAGAAGGGAGCAGAGGAAGGAGCAGAGGAGGGAGAGGAGGAGGGAGCAGCAGAGGAGAGGGCAGAGGAGGGAGCAGAGGAGGGAGCUGAGGAGGUAGCAGGGGGGGGAGCAGAGGAGGGAGAGGAGGAGGGAGCAGAGGAGGGAGCAGAGGAGGGAGCAGAGGUGGGAGCAGAGGGAGAGGAGGUGGGAGCAGCAGAGGAGAAGGCAGAGGAGGGAGCAGAGGAGGGAGCAGAGGAGGGAGACGAGGAGGGGGAAGACGAGGCGGAAAAGAAGGGAGUAGAGGAGGGAGAUGAGGAGGGGGAAGAGGAGGGGGAAGAGGAGGGGGAAGAGGAGGGAGCAGAGGAGGGAGCAGAGGAGGGAGCAGAGGAGUGGAAGCUGAGAAAACGCAGGAGGCAGGAGGAGAAGCUCUUGAGGCAGGAGGAGGAGCUCCUGAAGGAGGAAGAAACCCAUCUGAGACAGGUGGAAGAACACCUGAAGCAACAGAAAGAGCACCUGAGGCAGCAGGAGGAGCACCUGAAGCGUAAGAGGCAGCACCUGGAGCUUCAGGAGAGGGAUGAGGAGGGAGGGAGGAUGGUGGAGGAUGGAGGGAGAGGAAGAGGGGUUGUGGUGCGUGAUGGGGAGGGGGUGGGGUUGGCGGAAGAUGGAGGGAGAGGAGGGUUUGAUGGAGGGAGAGGAGGGGUAGACGGGUGGAGAGGAGGGAGGGUGGUGAAAGAUGAGAUUGAAGACUGGUUGGGGUGA